AUGGAGCCGGUGCUGCUGCCCCCAAGGAGAUGGGACCCCGGCCCCGUACACCCCUCCACUACCUCUCACCGUCUGUCAGUGGAGGAUGACUUCCAGUUCAUCCUUUGCGAGGGCUGCAGGCAGGAAUCACCCAACCUCAAGCUCCUCUCUUGCCUCCACACCUUGUGCCUCGAUUGCUUGAGCGAGAAGAAGCCCAUCGGGCAGUGCCCCGUGUGCCGGACACCCAUCCCACAGGCCAACGGUGUCGCAGACAUGGACAACCUGCUCUUCACCAACCUGCAGGCCAGGCUCAAGGUCUACAAGAAGAUCAGAGACAGCGAUGGCCCGAGUUGCAGCCGAUGCCACAGGGAAGCGGCAGCAGUGUGGUGCUCUGAGUGUGAGGAGUUUCUCUGCACCAAGUGCUUUGAGGACCACCAAUGGUUCUUCAAGAAGAUGAGCCAUGAAGCCAGGAAGGUGGAGGAGCUUCGUGCCGAGUCAGCCCGUCAUUUCCUGGAAGACACCAGAAAGCCCUGCAACCUCUUUUGCUCCCAACCUGGUCAUACUGACCAGCUCUGCAGGUGA
This is a messenger RNA of Apaloderma vittatum (bar-tailed trogon), 561 nucleotides long. Its product is annotated as protein PML-like. NCBI's taxonomy places the organism in Eukaryota, Metazoa, Chordata, Aves, Trogoniformes, Trogonidae. The transcript has a single exon. Gene Ontology annotation, molecular function: zinc ion binding; ubiquitin-protein transferase activity. Gene Ontology annotation, cellular component: nucleoplasm; PML body; chromatin. Gene Ontology annotation, biological process: positive regulation of DNA-templated transcription; intrinsic apoptotic signaling pathway in response to DNA damage; PML body organization. The coding region runs from base 1 to 561 and encodes 186 amino acids. The record is from RefSeq and is a predicted model, not a curated record.